Polyodon spathula (Mississippi paddlefish) is the source of this 1753-nucleotide messenger RNA. It is a transcript of the gene arpc4, whose product is annotated as actin related protein 2/3 complex, subunit 4. NCBI's taxonomy places the organism in Eukaryota, Metazoa, Chordata, Actinopteri, Acipenseriformes, Polyodontidae. The transcript has 10 exons. Gene Ontology annotation, molecular function: protein-glycine ligase activity, initiating. Gene Ontology annotation, cellular component: actin cytoskeleton; Arp2/3 protein complex; cilium. Bases 80 to 1681 code for a protein of 533 amino acids. The record is from RefSeq and is a predicted model, not a curated record. Gene Ontology annotation, biological process: Arp2/3 complex-mediated actin nucleation; actin filament polymerization; protein polyglycylation.
GGGCGCGCAUGAUCCGGGGGCGCGCCUGUGCCCGAGUGUGUUCUUGCGCUUUCAUUAGCUGCUUGGAGGAGUCAGAGACAUGACAGCCACACUCCGCCCGUAUCUCAAUGCAGUGCGUGCCACUCUGCAGGCAGCGCUGUGCCUGGAGAACUUUUCCUCUCAGGUGGUGGAGCGGCACAACAAGCCUGAGGUGGAGGUCAGGAGCAGCAAGGAGCUGCUGCUGCAGCCAGUGAUUAUCAGCAGGAAUGACAAGGAGAAGGUGCUGAUUGAGGGCUCCAUCAACUCUGUCAGAGUCAGCAUCGCUGUCAAGCAGGCCGACGAGAUCGAGAAAAUCCUGUGCCACAAGUUCAUGCGCUUCAUGAUGAUGAGAGCGGAGAACUUCUUCAUCCUGAGGAGGAAAGCAGUGGAGGGAUAUGAUAUCAGCUUUCUCAUCACCAACUUCCACACGGAGCAGAUGUACAAGCACAAGCUGGUUGACUUCGUCAUCCACUUCAUGGAGGAGAUUGACAAGGAGAUCAGCGAGAUGAAGCUGUCGGUCAACGCCAGGGCCAGAAUUGUGGCCGAGGAGUUCCUCAAGAAUAUGGAGGGUGCCCCAGAGGCAGGAGGAGGGAGACAGAGCGAGGAGGAGCAGGAGGAGAAGGAGGAGGGGGGUGCAGACACUCAAGGGAACGGUGACGCUGUGACAUACCCCGGUGUCCAGAGAGAAAGGCUGAAUCGAGGGGGAAUGAACCAGCGCAAGAAAGCAGGGAGGAAAUCUGAGGGCACUGACUCUAAUGGAAAACUCAGCAGGAACAACCUUGAGAGGCUCAAGAACGCCAAGCUGCUGGCAGAGCGAGCCAUCAAGCUUUCGAGGACAGUGUAUAGCAUCGUGUGCAUGGACCGGCUGGAUGACAUCUUGAAGCUGGUGGACAGCGACCCCACCAUGAUCAAGGACAGCAAGUGGGUGGUGCAGAAGUACCUGGAGCGCCCCCUGCUGGUCUAUGGCACCAAGUUUGAUGUGCGGCAGUGGUUCCUCGUCAUGGACUGGAACCCGCUCACCAUCUACUUCUACAAGGAGUGCUACCUGCGCUUCUGCACCCAGCCAUUCUCACUGGACAACCUGGAUAACUCUGUGCACCUGUGCAACAACUCCAUCCAGAAGCACUACGAGCGAUCCCAAAGCCGGAACCCGCACGUUCCCCAUGACAACAUGUGGUCUUCACUGGACUUCCAGGCUUUCCUGCGCAGCCGCGGGCAGGAGUCCCUGUGGGAGGCCAGGGCUGUGCCGGGGAUGAAGCAGGCAGUGAUCCACGCCCUGCAGACCACGCAGGACCUGGUGGAGUCGCGGCGAAACAGUUUCGAGCUGUACAGGGCUGACUUCAUGAUGGGGCCCGACCUGCGGGCCUGGCUCAUCGAGAUCAACGCCAGCCCCACCAUGGCCCCCUCCACCCCCGUCACCGCCCGGCUCUGCGGGGCUGUGCAGGAGGACACGCUCAGGGUGGUGAUCGACAGGAGGGCCGACCGCUACUGCGACAUCGGGGGCUUCGAACUCAUCUGCAAACAGACCUGGUGUGCCAGGAUUUGGUGUCUGCUAGUACUGUGUGACCACUCCCCAUGGUCAGUGGUUUGUGUGGAGCGGCUGGCAGGGUGUUGCUCAGAAGCGCCCCCUGGGGGCUGGGCAGGAGAAGCAGGAGGAUUAUGACGUUGUGGACACAGGGUCGCGAGGUGUUCGGCGCGGCGGUCAACGCUGUGCUCCCUGAGAACAUGAUGCGCG